GUGCAGGUGAUAAUCGUGUAACGAAUCAAUUGGACAUGCGAUUAGAUCCAAUUAAGAUUCCUGUGUUCAAUGGUGAUCCAGCGAAUUGGCUGCCUUUUAAGCAUUUGUUUGAGGCACUGGUUCAUAAUCGUACAGAUCUGGAUUCUAGUUACAAAUUGAGUAAGUUACGCCAACAUGUAAAUGCAGACAGCGUACCAUUGGUUGGCGGAUUAUAUACAGGCGGCUACGAAGACAUGUGGCAGGAAUUGAAACGGCGUUUUGAUAAUCCACGUUUGUUGGUUGAAUCUCACGUGCAGCGUAUCCUGGAUUUGCCCAACCAACCCGUCGAAUCCCAGAAGUGCUUGCUCCGACUAGUCGACACCGUGCAAAAUGUGAUGCGAGCCCUAAGUGUUAUGGGCUUUCCGGUAAGUCAUUGGGACGCUCUAUUGGUACCACUUCUGCUGCCCAAAUUGCCUACCACCACUAGGUAUGAGUGGGGGAUAAGUCUUCAGACGAACAACAUACCAAUGGCUCAGGACUUUUUACUAUUUAUUGAGAAGCGGGCCAACAAUUUGGUUCAAGGAACUACGAACGGUAUAACAACUAUCCAUCAGAGACCAGCCCGUCCCGUUAAAGCUCAUGUGGCAGCGGUAAAUUCAUCUGAGCCGUUACAUUCCGGGAAAGUUGCAACGGUUGUUUGCUAACUUUGUUCUAACUGGCACCGAAUAUAUAAAUGCCAACGGUUCAUCAAUCUUUCAAUACCCGAACGGUGGAAUACAGUUAAGCGGCUCUCAUUAUGUUUCAAUUGUCUUGGGGCUGAUCAUGGAUCGCGCGAUUGUACAUCGCGUGAUUGUUUUAAAUGCCAUCAUCGCCAUCAUACUAUGCUUUGCAAAGACAACGUUGCGAACAAUUCACCGACUAUGGUGGAAGACAUUAACAGUCAAACUCCCGAUCGGAAUAUAUCCAGUGGAGCACCUUCCACACAGGUGCCACAGGUAUAUCGACGACAACAGUGACAUUUGAGGAAGGUCCGGUCAUUUCUCGUAAAUGGUGACCGGACCAUUUUAUUAGCGACUGCGAAGGUCAUCAUUAUUGACCACAACGGAAGACAAUUCGCAUGUCGCGCUUUAUGCGACCUGGGCUCUCAGGUGAGUCUUAUUACCGAUUCUACUACAAAACGUAUGUGUCUUCGUAGGCAUCCAGGAGAGAUACGAAUUGAAGGCAUUGGUUCUAACGCUGCAGUCUAUAGUAAGGGCCAUAUAACGGUUCAGAUGCAGGCUGCCUUUGACAACAGCAGUAACUUCAAACUUGAGGCUUUUGUCGUGCCGAAAAUAACCUCAGUAACGCCAGAUACUAAAAUAAACGCAGAAGCCUGGAGCCAUUUGAAGGAUUUGCCGCUAGCCGACCCAACAUUUGGCACUCCGGGUCAGGUGGAUUUACUACUUGGUGCUGACGUACUGACGGAUAUCUUCCAAGAGGGUUUAAUACAGGGGUCUCCAGAGCAACCUUGCGCUUUAAACACCCGUCUUGGCUGGGUAGUAUUCGGACCAGUCACAAGUUCCGCUGACACCACAUCACACACAUCUCUUACUGCGAAAUGCGUCAACGAACAACGGCUGGACAAGUUACUUAGGAGCUUCUGGGAACUCGAAGAACCCACAUUAACAUCCGAAGUCCAAGUUGAUGACUGCGAGAAGAUCUUCAACGACACAGUCACCCGCACUUCAGACGGUAGAUACCAGGUGCAAAUUUUAUUUCGGCCAGAUGCUCCUGCACUUGGCGAAUCUCAUCAAUCGGCAGUUCGCCAGUUUUUACAACUCGAGCGGCGUCUGAUGAACGACCCAUGUCUUCGUGAGCAGUACAUCACAUUUAUGCGAGAAUAUAUUGCUCUCGAUCAUAUGGAGGUUAGCAGAGAAACCUUCAUUGGCAAAGAAACUGGUUACUUCAUACCUCAUCAUGCUGUAACCACAAAAUUUCGCGUGGUUUUAAACGCUUCCGCGAAGACUUCUAAUGGGACAUCCUUAAACGAUACACAGUUUUCUGGACCUCAGUUACACGCAAAUAUUGUCGACAUUCUGCAGACGUUAAGAAAAUGUUCCGACAAAUAUUGAUAGACACACGACAUCGUAAAUGGCAACGAAUACUCUGGCGUGAAUCACCAGAUGAACCUCUUCAAGUAUAUGAAUUGAAGACGGUAACUUAUGGAAUGGCUUGUAGCCCAUUCAACGCAAUACGCGCACUGCGUCAAUGUGCGAAUGACAAUUAUAAGGUCAUCUAUGACCCAAGCCGGGCUGCCGCAGCGCGUCAUAGCAUACUUUAUAAUUUCUACGUUGAUGACUAUUUGGAUAGCGUCGACAGCGACGAACUUGCCGUUACCCGAGCUCAAGACGUAGCAACGGUUUUGAAACAAGGACAAUUAAUAUUGGGAAAGUGGAAUUCCAACUCUACACAUGUAUUAUCUACAAUAACCGGUACAACAGUUUCCGCAUCGGAACUGGAGUUAGACAACUCAACGACAAAGGUAUUGGGUCUUUACUGGGAUCCAGUGAGUGACGAACUCUUCUUCAAGGUAAGCAUGAUUGACGACACCUCCAUGCAUACUAAACGAAGGGUUUUGAGUGACGUGGCGAAAUUAUACGAUCCAACUGGCGUAUUAGCACCUGUAGUCGUGUUGGCCAAACUAUUCAUACAGGACUUAUGGAAAGCUGGUCUACCAUGGGAUGCCGAACUCCCAGCAGAGCUGCUCAAUACAUGGUUGAUAUUUCGGAAUAGCUUACAAGAUAUUUCACGGCUUCGUAUUCCUCGUUGGCUGGGAAUACGAGUGGGCUCUUUAGUGCAUUUACACGGCUUUUGCGAUGCUAGUAGUAAGGCAUACGCAGCAGUCGUAUAUGUUCAAACCAUCGAUAACAGCGGAACGUCACGCACCGUUCUUGUUUCAGCGAAGUCGAAGAUAGCACCAAUUAAGGAUGUGACUAUACCGCGCCUCGAACUAUGUGGUGCUCAUCUUCUAACGAAGACGCUGGAUAACGUACGUAAGGCUCUAGAUUUACAGGACGCCCCAUGUACGUAUUGGGUCGCUCGGAAUCGAAUCCAGCCGAUUGUGCAAGCAGGGGUCUAUCUCCUGCUCUCUUAGCUGAGCAUCACCUUUGGUGGACGGGACCGACGUGCAUACAUCGAGGUGUGGGCUGUACAAUGAGCCUACCCGUUUUGACGGAAGAGGAAGAGCAACUCUCCAUAGCUGAAUCUCGUCCGGUCUCCAUCUUCGUUUCUAGAGCUGAUUACCAGUGGAUUAUGACAUCCACGAGAGACAAGCGGAUACCUCUCGUAGAGAAAUUUAGCAAAUUGAGUCGUUUACUCAACACCACUGUUUGGUUAAGGCGAUGGUUACCGAAAUAUCGUGGUUACAGAAACGAUGUAGUUUCUCUCGAAGAACAGCGAUGGGCGUUACUUCUGCACGUUCGACAAGCACAAGGUAAUCAUUUUAAACACGAAACUAAAUCGCUUGCAUUGCAUUCCAGGAUUGUGGGUCGUAGUCAAAUCAUAGCACUCACUCCAUUCUUGGAUACUGACGGCAUACUGAGAGUAGGUGGUCGACUCACCAACACCGACUUAGAUGAAGCUCAUCGACAUCCAAUUAUAAUUCCACGUGGGGCCCUGGCUUACUUGCUAGUCUCUGAUGCGCAUACACGUUGCCUACAUGGUGGUAUACAACAAAUGCUGCAGUUUCUUAGACAACGUUUCUGGCUUAUAGGGGCACGAGCUCAAGUAAAGUCUUUCAUCUGGACAUGCACUACAUGUCGUAGGCAUCUUCAAAUUCUACAACGCUAGCAAAUGGCUUCGCUUCCAAAAGAACGAGUAUUAGUGGCACCACCAUUUUCUCGUAGCGGAUUGGAUUACUGCGGGCCAUUCCAUGUCCGUGUGGGAAUGCAUCGUGCUACCGACUACAAAAACAUACGGUGCCAUAUUUGUUUGUAUGGCUUCACGAGCGGUACAUAUUGAGCUGGCAGAGGACUUGAGUACACAGGCAUUUAUAGAUCUUUACGAUCGCUUUAUUAGUCGAAGAGGUAUAUGCACCACUUUAUACAGUGAUAAUGGAACACAAUUCGUAGGCGCGAAUCGUCAAAUGCAGGAGGACUUAAGAAAUUGGGUAGCGACAUAUGCUCAACAACAUUUGGCAGCUGAAGGUACCUGUUGGAAGUUCAUAACCCCUUCUGCACCUCAUCAUGGAGGUCUAUGGGAGGCGGCAGUUCGUUCGGCUAAAAAGCAUCUACUGCGGGUCAUGGGCAGCCAGACGCUGCGUUACACUGAGUUGUCCACUCUCUUGACUCGCAUUGAAGCGUGUCUGAAUUCGAGACCACUGAUAGCUCUCUAUGAUGAUCCAGAAGGUGGGAUAGCUCUAACUCCGGGGGACUUCCUGAUCGGGCGUCCACUUAAUUGCCGCCCAGAUCCCCCAUUACCUGAAGCUCCAGAAAAUCGUCUUCGAUAUUGGCAACGACUCCAGAAAAUGCUGGAGCACUUUUGGCGUCGCUGGCAAUCCGAAUACCUACAAACUCUCCAAACUCGGAAUAAAUGGACUAGAGCGGAACCCAAUGUGCAGCGUGGUGACAUCGUUCUUAUACGUGGUGAAAAUCUACCACCAUCGGUUUGGCGUAUGGGACGCGUUAUUGACGUUCACCCGGGCAGUGAUGGCCUGGUACGUACCGUGACGAUAGAGUACAAUGCAAACCAGAGAUCAUCGGAUGGAAUUCCUAUUAAACAGCGGUGUCAGCGACCGGUGCAAAAAUUAUGCCGCCUAACAGGUCCCGCAGAAGAAUUACUGAACCGCGAGGGUUCAGCCGGGCAGGAUGUUCAAGAUUUAAGUACAUUAGAAUGCAGUCCUGUACACAAUUAGCAAGGACACAAACCAAUGCCAGUCAGCUGAUUGCUGAAUGCUGAAUGAUCAGCAUAAUUGUGUCCUCCCUUUAGCAUUGAAUUCUUAGACUAGUCACUUCACUCUAGCGUAGGGAAUGUAAAUGGGAACUAUCCUUAUGUAUAUGUAAAUAUGUAUCAUAUGGCGUGAUGCUAUAUCCCGUUCAUCAAAAUGUAUAUUUAAGAAGGAAUUGAAUAAAGAAGCGGCCUAUUCCGUGACAGACGUGUGUAAGA
Bactrocera oleae (olive fruit fly) is the source of this 5121-nucleotide messenger RNA. The record is from RefSeq and is a predicted model, not a curated record. Lineage: Eukaryota; Metazoa; Arthropoda; Insecta; Diptera; Tephritidae.